This is a messenger RNA of Microplitis demolitor, 1982 nucleotides long. RefSeq lists its product as uncharacterized. Lineage: Eukaryota; Metazoa; Arthropoda; Insecta; Hymenoptera; Braconidae. The record is from RefSeq and is a predicted model, not a curated record. The coding region runs from base 1247 to 1585 and encodes 112 amino acids. The transcript is spliced from 5 exons.
AUUAUUUUGAAGCCACUUUAAGUUUGGACUCUGCUCUGUAAGCUGGUACUUUGCAAUUGUAAUUCAAUUAUUGAAAUUAUAAUAAUUCAUCAUGAUUCGUCUAACAGUUUACUGCAUUCUCAUCACCUACGUUGUCUCGGUAAAUUGUCAGCCUUUAUCUGUGUCACAUCCAUCUCAAUUUAUAGAACGUGAAGAAGUGCCCUUGUUGGAAAAAUAUGAUGGUAAGUUCUUGGAAAUUUUAUUGCACAAAUUAGUAAGCUGUGAAUUGGAACAAAAUGAUCUACAAUCAGUACAAGCCCGUAUGGAAUUAGAAGAAUUAUAUGCAGACACAUUAAGAGCUCGCAAUCUCGAUAGUUGGAUUCCGGAACAUCUUAAAACAAUAAGAGAAUCUAGAAAGAAAAGAUGUUCAAAAUCAGUCUAAGAUUGUGGCCAUGAUUCAAAUUAGUCGCAUAUAAAAAGCUUAUUAAGCGAUUAAUUACACGGUUUCGAUUUAUGAAUGCAUUUGGAAAUGACUUGUCUUAUUUUUUAACCGAAUAUUAAUUGAUAAAUUUGUGUAAAAUAUUAUGGGUUACCAUAAUUAAUGUUUCAAAAAUGAAUCAGAUUAAAUAAAAACAUUCCGAGGUUUUUUUUUAUUUCAUUAUUUUGACUCUUCUCUUUUUAUUUUUUUAUACCAAAGUCCUAAUUUCGAUUAUACUGAAAAAUUAAUAGUUUUCGAGGUGAAUUUCUGUUUUGCGAAACGGAAGUUGCUUUUUGUUUGUUAUAAAGUAAAAAUAUGCAUCAAGUUUUUGUCAGCUGUCAAAUGUAGCGGAACUCAGAACUCAAGUUCGCAAAUAUAUCUCAAUUCUCAUAAAAAUGGAAAUAAAAAAUUCUGUAAGCUGUUAGCUUACGACAUUGUCUCUGUAAUAAAAAAGAAUGUAGCAAUGUAAUACAUAUGCUCAUAAAUUUUAUCAAACAACCAAAGAAUUUCAUGUAAGGUCCCUCCAACAAAGGAAUUCUGUUAUUUUUAGUCAAUAACAAAGUUAUUAACUAUCAUUAGUGAAUUCACACGUCAGCGACAUAAAAAUUAUCACUUUUAAUUACACUCGAAGGUUUUGUGAUUUAUAUUUUUUUAACGCGCAGUUUAUUUUUUAUCGAAUCUAAAGAAACGUUUAAUUUUAAGAGCAAUACUGUCAUCGUCAAAAAUAUAGUUAAAUUUAAGUUUUGACAUCAUUUUGUACGCUUGUACUCUGUAAUUAUAGUAUCCAUCAUGAUUCGUCUCACAGUUUACUGCAUUCUUGUUACUUGCAUCGUCUCGGUAAAUUGUCAGCCUAUAUCUGAGUCACAUCGAUAUCCAACAGCUUAUGAUAAAUCUGGACACGAAAUUCCCGUUGUGGGGAUCCAAGAUGCUGCGUACUUGGUCAGUUUAUUAUCAAAGUUAGCGGACUGUAAACUGGAGGACAAUGAUGAUAAUACGGUGAAACUUCGAGCAGAUUUAGAAAAACAAUAUGCUGAAAGAUUAGAAGCUAUAAAUUUAUCCCAAUGGGUUCCGUCGCAUAUCAAAGCGAUAAGAGAAAGUAGAAAAGAAAAAUGUUCAGUGAUGAAUUGAACGGUUUCAACUUUUGAAUGUCUUGGAAACGAUUAUUUACCACAAUUACGCAGAAAGGUCGAAUUUCUGUCAUGUUUAGCAAGAGUUUUUCUACAUUUUUCUAUUAUAAGAAAAAUAAAUUUCGAGAAAUAGCCAAAAUUGAAACUUAUGAUGCCAUCUUCCACAAAGACAUUGUUUUUUCUUUUUUUUUUCAAUAACAAAGUCAUUAACUAUCAUUAGUAUUAACACCUCAUCUAGAUAAAAAUUAUCACGUGAAGUUUAAAGUAACUGUGGUUUACAUUUUUUUUUAAAUUCACAUUUUUAAUAAUUAAAUAUCAAUACUAGAAUGUUUUGUAUAAAAUUAUAUAUCUUAUUAAAAAUAAUUAUUUUCUAAGAAAUAAACUAUAAAAAAAACCUA